Molecule: messenger RNA, 1122 nt
Organism: Lathyrus sativus (Indian pea)
Lineage: Eukaryota; Viridiplantae; Streptophyta; Magnoliopsida; Fabales; Fabaceae
Source: the annotation of a GenBank genome assembly
AUGGCGACGACAACCGCGGAUCCGACGCCGUUAAUCGGUACUUCUUCCGAUGACUCAAACUCCGGACGGCGAAUUCUCCGUGCGCCGAGUCUCCGUCAAGCGGCGCGGUUCCUACGGCAAGCGAGUGGGCGGAGGUUGAUGCGCGAGCCGUCGAUGAUGGUGAGGGAAACCGCGGCGGAACAAUUGGAAGAGAGACAAAGCGAUUGGGCUUAUUCGAAGCCGGUGGUGAUCCUUGACAUUCUCUGGAACUUGUCGUUCAUUAUUGUGGCCGCUACUGUGUUGAUUUUGAGUUGGAAUGAAUCUCCCACCGCGCCUCUUAGGUUGUGGAUUUUAGGGUAUGCGCUACAGUGUGUUCUUCAUACCGUGUGUGUUUGUUUUGAGUAUCGGAGAAGGGUGAGGAUGCGGGAACAGACGAACACGAGCACUGGUAACGCGUUUGGGAGUGGUGGCAGUGGGGAUUUGAGCUUUGGUUCAAUGGAUGGUUCUGGACAGUUUGUGAAUGUGGCGCAGUAUGGGGAUGAUGGUUCUACAAGUUUGCCAAAGCAUUUGGAAUCAGCCAACACAAUGUUUUCUUUUAUUUGGUGGGUCAUUGGAUUCUAUUGGGUAUCAGCAGAUGGUCAAGAUUUGAUCAACGAAUCUCCUAUGCUUUAUUGGUUAUGUAUUGUCUUCUUGGGGUUUGAUGUUUUUUUUGUCGUUUUCUGUAUUGCGCUGGCAUGCAUCAUUGGUCUUGCUGUUUGCUGCUGCCUUCCGUGUAUUAUUGCGCUUCUGUAUGCUGUUGCAGACCAGGCAAGGGCAACAAAAGAAGACAUUGAGCAGUUGUCAAAAUUCAAAUUCCAAAGAAAAAGUAAUGAGAAGGUUGCUGGUAAUACACAAGGACCUGUUGGAGGAAUAAUGACUGAAUGUCGAGCUGAUUCCCCAAUUGAACACGUGCUUGCUGAUGAGGAUGCGGAAUGUUGCAUCUGUCUUUCUACCUAUGAAGAUGGUGUUGAACUAAGACAACUUCCUUGUGGUCACCAUUUUCACUGUGGCUGUGUGGACAAAUGGCUGCACAUUAAUGCGACUUGCCCCCUCUGCAAGUAUGACAUUUUGAAAAGUAGCAGCUAUGGUCAAGAGCAAGUGUAG